AUGAAAAGUUGUCUCGAUGUAUCGUCUUUAUACGAACAGGUAGUAUUAACUGGUCAACAAUUAUGUAAAGAUUAUGGUCAAACGGUUUUACAAGAAUUAAUUAAUUUUACUAUUGUAAAUUCACAAUAUAUUCAAAUAAAUCCAAUUGCUAUACAAGAACAAUAUCUCAAAUGGAAACAAAGAUGUUUAGUUGAAAUAGCUGAUAAAAAUACUUUCGAUCUAUGGACGACAAAUGGAAAAAUAAUUACACCGAAAAUGAUGAAAACAUUUUUUACCAAUAAAAAGCUAGCAGAUGAUAUUUGUGAUUUUUUACAUUUUUAUUCCUUGAUGAUUUUGAAAAUUAGAAGUGAAGCAGUAUGCGAAUCUGCGUCGUCAAUUUUAAAAAACCAUAUUCACAACAAUCGUUCAUUACAACACAAAUCAUUAGAUGAAGAAGUAAUGUUACAUUGGAAUGCACCACCUUUGCAUGUAGCUAAUUUAUUCAUUAGAAGUUCACUUAAUGAUUAUUUUAGUCAUACAAAAAAUAAACAAUGGUUAUUUUACAAAAAAAGUGAACAAUAUCAAGUUUGGAAACUUGUUUCUCCUGGCUCAGUUGUUUUAAAUCGUUUAUGA
Rotaria sp. Silwood2 is the source of this 612-nucleotide messenger RNA. The record is from the annotation of a GenBank genome assembly. Lineage: Eukaryota; Metazoa; Rotifera; Eurotatoria; Philodinida; Philodinidae.